Trichophyton rubrum CBS 118892 is the source of this 1420-nucleotide messenger RNA. RefSeq lists its product as uncharacterized. Gene Ontology annotation, biological process: peptidyl-L-cysteine S-palmitoylation; protein targeting to membrane. Gene Ontology annotation, molecular function: protein-cysteine S-palmitoyltransferase activity. Gene Ontology annotation, cellular component: Golgi apparatus; endoplasmic reticulum. Lineage: Eukaryota; Fungi; Ascomycota; Eurotiomycetes; Onygenales; Arthrodermataceae. The transcript is spliced from 3 exons. The coding region runs from base 128 to 1342 and encodes 404 amino acids. The record is from RefSeq and is a predicted model, not a curated record.
GGCAGAAGCAAAUGCAAAUGCCAGUCACCUUCUAGAUAUUUAAAGCGAGGGAGGUCUGUAAGGACCUGGAGGUAGGUCUUGAUCGCCUCUUCGUGGGCAUUUGGUGCCCCUGGGAAGCUGUGUGGAAAUGGGGAUUUUGAAGGAAAUUGUCGGGGCUAUUCUAGCUCUCUCGUUGGUCGUCUUUAUCACACUCUUUGGCCGAAUUCCAGCUUUUAGAAAAACUCCAGUUGGUUAUAUAUAUCGUUUUGUCUGGAUACACAUUCCUAGAUACGCCCGAGACGCAGAUGGAUAUUUAUUUGGGGGAAGGUUACUCAGUUGCUGUGGGAGGACGGGAAAUUAUCUCAUGAACGAAAACCAUCCGUUGGUUUUGAUCUUCUUUGUCGGCCUGCUCGUUAUCUCUGAGGCUAUUUUCAUACCGGCAGCGUGGGGAAGGCUGAAUACUAUCCACAAAUUUAUGGUCCCUGUUGUCGUCGUUUUACCAUACGCAUUUCUCUAUCUCAGCGUCAACUCAAAGUCCGCCAUUACCCCUGAGAAUCACUUGAAAUACCUACGUGAAUACCCUUAUGAUAAUAUGAUAUUUCACCCGAACAUGACAUGUAGAACAUGUCAUCAUUUGAAACCUGCCCGCAGCAAGCAUUGCAGCCUUUGCAAGUCUUGUGUUGCACGGCACGAUCAUCAUUGCGUAUGGUUGCGCACCUGUGUGGGCCGGAACAACUAUCAUUACUUCCUAGGGCUGCUAUUAUUCACAUCAGUGCUCCUUUUUUAUGGUUCAUUUCUUGGAUAUUCUCUCAUGGACGGGGCGUUACAGCAGGCUGUUAGCCCUGCCACGACCCGACAUUGGAGUGCAGAUAUGCCCAUGAUGGUGUUCUUGGACCUUUGGCUUUUGGCCCUUACAGAUGAUCUUCGAAUCGGCGCCAUUACUUUACUGUCACUAUUAUGCGCUCCUUUAUCUUCAGCAAUGUUUUUUUACCAUAUUUAUCUUAUAUGGUCUGGGAUGACUACAAAUGAAAGUAGUAAGUGGGGGGAAUGGCGUGACGAUAUUAGUGAUGGCUUUGCAUAUAUAGCAAAGGCCAAGGAAGUCCGCCCACAACAUGACAUACAUCCGAGAGACGAGGAUAUCAUCUGGCCGAAACGAAGUGACCAGACGCUUAUAUAUACCAACGGCCAACCGCCUAGGGUAGGAUAUACGUUCACUGACGAACGAAACUCAAUAAAACAGCCGAGCAGAUACGACGCCCCGAUUGACACAAGGUGGACACAGGUACAAAGUCUCAAGGAAAUAGUAAAUAUAUAUGAUCUGGGGUUCUUAGGGAACCUUUGGGAUUCUAUUUUAAAGCGAUAAUAGAGUCAUGCAUAUUGAUUAUUAGAAAAGAUUAGCUAGUUGCUGUCUUCAAGCUCUUUAUCUUUAUAUCAACAUUUC